GAAACUUACCGGCAAGCGGCCACCCAACUCAGUGUUCUUCAUCUGCUUCAGCCGCGAAGUAGCCGUUAGUUUCUCCGUGCAUCAUCAUCAUCCCUGAUCACCGCGUUUAUCAACCACCAUGCCUGUCAAUGCCAAAACAACCAAAUCCAAAUCGGGCAAGAAUAAACGAGCGAAAGAGAUAGACAAUGAAGAAAUUCAGUCGCUGUUGAUCAAGCUGAAGGAAAUAGUUCCAAACAUGCCCAGAAAUCGACGGCUUUCAAAAUUGGAAAUUAUUCAAUACGUAAUCGACUACAUAGUAGACUUACAAAUUGCCUUGGAAAGUCAUCCCCCAGCAUCAAGCAGACCCCUGUCAAAUCCCCAGGCUCCUCGUCAGCCCCUUGGAGUUAUUUCUACAGAAUCAAACUCCGUCAACACCUUUAUUAAUGCAGAAAAACCGGUUUCACCUGUUCCUGACGUGCUGUCGACAUCCCGGUCUGUUUCAUGUUAGAAGCAUAAAGGAUAUAAUAUUCAUAUUUUCGAGACCAAACUGAGAAGUUCCACAUGCAGCUACUAUCUGUUUUGCUAAUGGAACGUCUGGGACGUGCAAUUCCACAUUCUGAAGAAACUUUGAUAUUUUAUACAUAACGUCCUUUUCCUGGAUUGGAACUUGUUUGUUUCCUCCUAUAGAGAAGAUGGCCUUCAGGGACAUUGAUGCAAUGCAAAUUUUGUAUUACGGAAUUGACUUGCUAAAGCUUGGAUGAAUUCCGUACACCAUCUUGAAUUUUGCACAAUGGCACAUGUUGUUGAUUUCAAUCGCAUGCCAUAAUAUAGAUGUUGAAGUCAUAUUGUAAAAGUUGUUCCUUUUCGUUGUUGUGCAUUGGAAUACUUAGGCUGUGAUUCCAUUUUAUUUUAUACUUAAACACUCAUUAUAUUUUGUACUUAAAGAAUUCCUUUUAUCUGUUUGUUCGGCUAUUCCAUCUGCUAAGCAGAAGUGACUGGUGGAGGUUGCUGUACAUAAUAUUUUUCGACAAUGUUCCCAAAAGAAUUUUGGGUGUGUUGUAUAAAUGUAAAAUUUUAUUGAAGAAAUAAAUAAGGAA
Uloborus diversus is the source of this 1076-nucleotide messenger RNA. Its product is annotated as DNA-binding protein inhibitor ID-2-like. NCBI's taxonomy places the organism in Eukaryota, Metazoa, Arthropoda, Arachnida, Araneae, Uloboridae. The transcript is spliced from 2 exons. Gene Ontology annotation, biological process: circadian regulation of gene expression; negative regulation of transcription by RNA polymerase II; cell differentiation. Gene Ontology annotation, cellular component: cytoplasm; nucleus. Bases 119 to 487 code for a protein of 122 amino acids. Gene Ontology annotation, molecular function: transcription regulator activity; protein dimerization activity. The record is from RefSeq and is a predicted model, not a curated record.